CCUCCGGCUCCGCUCCCCAGCAGUGGCUCCUGCACGGAGGUGCCGACAGCCUGCGGCGCGGGCGCAGGAGGGGACCGUGCCGUGCCGGGGUCAAGGUCCCCAUCCCCCAGCCGGCCUCUGCCCCGGCUGGACCUCGGUGCCCCAUCCAGGUCCCGUCACCCGGCCAGACCUUGGAGCGCGGACAGUCCCCUCACCCGGCCGGACCUCGGAGCACGGCCGGUCCCGUCACCCGGCCGGACCUCGGAGCGUGGCCGGUCCCGCCACCCGCCAUGGAGCUGCCGAGCGCCUGCAGCCACCCGGGCUGGUGCGUGCUCGCGCUGCUGCUGCUGCUGCUGCUCUGGGCCACGAGGCGCGGCCGUGCCUGGCUGCCCCGCACGUGUCCCACCGACCUGACUGGCAAGACGGUGAUCGUCACUGGAGCCAACAGCGGGAUCGGCAAGCGCGUGGCGCUGGAGCUGGCCCGCAGGAACGCCCGCACCAUCCUGGCGUGCCGCAGCAGGGAGCGGGGCCAGGCGGCGGCGGCCGAGAUCCGGGCGGCCACGGGGAACCCGGCGGUGCUGCUGCGGCUGCUGGACACCGGCUCGCUGGCCUCCGUGCGCGCCUUCGCCCGCCAGGUCCUGCGCGAGGAGAGGCGGCUGGACGUGCUGGUGAACAACGCCGGCGUCACCGGGCUGCCCUUCGCCGUCACGCCGGAGGGGCUGGAGCAGACCUUCGCCACCAACUACCUGGGGCCCUUCCUGCUCACCAACCUGCUGCUGGACCUCCUGAAGGCCUCGGCGCCUGCCCGCGUCGUCAACGUGGCGUCCUUCCGGCACAGCGCCGGCACCGUGGACCUGCGGCACCUCACGGGGCAGCGGCACCCCGGCAGCUUCGACCAGGCCUACAACAGCACCAAGCUCAUGAACGUGCUCUUCACCGCCCAGCUGGCGCGGCGCCUGCAGGGCACAGGGGUGACCGCCAACGCCGUGAACCCCGGCAUAGUGAGGACGGGCAUCAUGCGCCACUUCAGCUGGCCGGUCCGCGCGCUCUUCGCCCUCGCCGGCCCCUUCAUGAAGUCCGCGGAGGAGGGAGCCGCCAGCAGCAUUUACUGCGCCGUCUCGGAGGAGGCCGCGGGCAUCACGGGCAAGUACGUCGACAGCGACUGCAGGCUGGCACUGCCCUGCGCGGCCGCCCGCGACGCCGGCCUCGCCCGCAAGCUCUGGGAGGAGUCGGAGCGGCUCACGGGCCUCGCCGCGGGCCGGGAGCACUGAGCCGGCCGGGGGCUCCGCGCGGGGACCCGGCCCUGCCGGCCGCGACGCACCGCGACGGGGGCCCGGCUGCACCCCAGGACGCCGCCGCCCCAGCCGCUGCCUAGGGAGCCACCGGCACGCGGGGGUCUCGUGGCCCCGGAACCGCAGGGGCCAAGCGGGUACGGGCCAGCCGGUACCGGGGGGGUACGGAGCUGGCCCGGCCCCCGCGGUGCCACCACCCCGGAUCAGGUCCGGCUCCGGCACACCCCAGACAGCCGCCCCCAACCUCAGUGCUGGACGUGGGCUGCAGCCUUUGGGGCUGUCAGGCUGCGUCCGGCCCGGCCACCCCUCGCGCAGGUCCCCCGUCCCCACCCGCACAGGGAGGGCAAACCGCCGGGUGGCCCUGGCCCGCACGGGGGCCCGGCCGGCCGCGUCGUCCUCACGCACUCGGAGCCGCUCGCAGUGCAAACUCCUUUAUUAAACCGUUCUGUGC
Molecule: messenger RNA, 1722 nt
Organism: Dromaius novaehollandiae (emu)
Lineage: Eukaryota; Metazoa; Chordata; Aves; Casuariiformes; Dromaiidae
Product: retinol dehydrogenase 13-like
Exons: 6
Coding region: 270-1250 (326 amino acids)
Source: RefSeq, a predicted model, not a curated record